Molecule: messenger RNA, 1670 nt
Organism: Cryptomeria japonica (Japanese cedar)
Lineage: Eukaryota; Viridiplantae; Streptophyta; Pinopsida; Cupressales; Cupressaceae
Product: probable LRR receptor-like serine/threonine-protein kinase At1g56130
Exons: 14
Coding region: 271-1368 (365 amino acids)
Molecular function (GO): protein binding
Source: RefSeq, a predicted model, not a curated record
UAAAUGUUACCUAUAAGAAGUUUUUGAAAACGAUAGAGAUGGAGUUUUACCUCUUUUGAGUUUUCAAUCGAAUUUUCUCAGCCAGAAGCUAAAACUAAAACGUCAAACCAUGUGAUCAGCCAUGCUUACAAAUCUGGAUUUGUUUUCACCUUAAAAGUUUCCAUAAGAUUUCCCUUCAUGAAUUCAUUUCAUAUAAUUCAAGUAUUGGGGAUUUAUACAGGCUCUGAAAUCUUGGGAGGGACAAAAAGCCAACAUUAAUUUGCCUCCAUCAUGUCAAAGAUUGAGGUCCCAGCUUCAUCAUUUUGUUUUCUCUGUAUUGUUUACAGCAUUGGAUGUUUGCUACAGGCAGCUCAAGUUAUAGCAGUCACAGAUCCCAUUGAAGUUGCUGCAGUAAGGUCACUUUCUGCUAAGUGGAGUAUUGAUUCAUCUGCAACAUGGAAUCUCACAGAUCCAUGCUCUGGCCUAGCCAAUUCUACUACAGAUAUUCAAACACUAAAUCCUGGCAUCAAGUGUGACUGCUCAGAAACCCUCUGCCAUGUUACACAAAUGAGGAUUUAUGCAUUGGACAAAACUGGAGAGCUUCCAGAAGAAUUGGCUAAUCUGACUUACCUCUUCGAUCUGAACCUGGCCCAGAACUACUUUUAUGGUCGCAUUCCUGCUUUCUUGGGGAACCUCACCAAGAUGCAAUACUUGUCCCUUGGCAUUAAUAACUUUUCUGGUCCUGUACCAAAGGAGCUUGGAAAUCUUCGGAAUCUAAUAUCAUUGAGCUUUUCGUCAAACAAUCUUAAUGGAACAUUACCGCUGGAGCUUGGUAACCUGACUCAGCUGGAACAAAUGUAUAUUAAUAGUGCUGGAGUAACUGGAGAGAUUCCAAGUACCUUCAGAAAUCUACAGAAAUUGAAGAAAGCAUGGGCAUUUGAUAAUCUAUUUUCAGGUGCAAUACCUGAGUUCAUUGGAAACUGGACUGAUCUAACUGAUUUGAGAAUUCAGGGAACUCCUCUCAAGGGUCCAAUCCCUUCAAGCUUCUCCAACUUAACCUCUUUGACAACUCUGAGAAUAAGUGACUUAACUUCAAGUGUCACGUCAUUGACAUUCUUACAAAGCUUGAAGAAAUUAACUCAACUAGUCCUGAGAAACAACAAGAUUUCUGGGGAAAUCCCUUCAUAUGUUGCAGAAUUGAGUAAAUUGCAGCACUUGGACUUGAGCUUUAAUAAUUUUACAGGAGAGUUUCUUACUUCACUUCAAAAUUUGAGCUCUUUGAAUUUCUUAUUUCUUGGGAAUAAUAAUCUAUCUGGGAUGCUUCCUUCACAAAUGAGUUCAAAUCUUACAUAUUUUGAGAAGGUGUCCAUGUUGGUCGAUGGGUAUUGACAUCUUGGUCACAUUCAGAUACAUCGAUUGUUUGGACUAUGGAAUGGAGUGCUUAUGUUGGGUUCAUGGUUUUAGCCCAUGUUUACAUGAAAUCACCAUAAGAUAAAAGCACUAAUCUCUUUUUAAGUUGUGUAGCUGAUAUGUUUCACAUGAUUUAAGCUCCUGGAUAACUUUCCUUUCUUAAGAUGUAGUGAUCUCUUAUUUUUAGUUGUUGGGUUUUAUAGAUCUGUGAUAUUUCUAUUGUUCAAAUGAAAUGUAUAAUGUGAAUAUGUAGAUGUUUAAAUGGAUUUUAUAUUUAGAGA